AUGAAAAACCGCAGAAGGUUGUUGGAUUCCGCUAUACCAUCUCUCUUCUUACCAGUUUUGGCACCCGUCCCUACCAUAAGUGCAAGUGCGGAUAUUGCAGCUAAAAAUACGGAAAUUCCCGUGGCCGGCACAUCGUUUAAAAAAACGAUUGCUGGUUCACCGCGGAAAGACGCUAAUAACACGCCAACACCUAAAAAUCAGAACCAUUGCUUAGAAACGCCUACAAAACAAAAAAGAAAAUUUUCUCCUAUUCCUGAUACGCCAUCUGCAUUUGAUACUCCAGUUAAAAAACACCUUUGUAGAAGAAUCAUUGAAUUAAACAACGUAGUGAACAAAAAAGACAAAAAAAUUAAAAAGUUAAGCGAUUCCAACAGAAGACUAAAAAGACAAAUAGUUUCUUUGAAGUCAUUAUUGGCAAAAUUAGUAAACAAAAAUUUAAGACUUAUGUCUACGUAG
This is a messenger RNA of Parnassius apollo (apollo), 456 nucleotides long. Lineage: Eukaryota; Metazoa; Arthropoda; Insecta; Lepidoptera; Papilionidae. The record is from the annotation of a GenBank genome assembly.